CUUACACUGAGAUCUAGGCUAAGUCCUCGCGGCACUCACGGCAUGUUAGUGAGUUUACAAUCAUGCACAUGGACAUGGGAUAUGGGGUCCAACACCCAAAAGAGGGACCGACAAAACACGAGUCCAGAAGUAUUCAGUUUUCCUUUUCAAAAUUGGCUUUGGAGAAUUCCCUCCCCUCAUGUGUGUACUGUGCAGUACCUCUGUACAACUGAGUAGGCUCGCAUACGAGAGAAUCUUGCGCUAAACGCACUUAGCGGAAGGGUUCUGUAGGAAUGGAUGCGGAGGCAAGGUACCAUCUAUUUUCGGAGGAGGACACCGGUGAACGUGAAGGGUACCGUGAAACUCGCAACAACUCCGGUAGCGACCACCAGUUGUAUUCCAUUAACGAUGGUGGUCGAGCAACAUCACCAGAGUAUGGGCCAGAUGGAGAACCCUUGCAGCGGCCGACAAGCGCUCGAGUUUUCGCUCAGCAAGAGAAAUGGCAAGCAAUGUACCAGGAAGCCGCCGUAUACCUUCUGGAGGGGUUAUACAAUGACAAGCUAGACUCUCAUCCCAAUCAGCCGGAUGACUUGAGAGCCUAUCACUUUGCGCACAGCACGCCGUUCCACGUGCUGGAUUUGGUGGCAGGUGUCUUGCUCAUGCUGCUGGCAGCGCUGGAAGACCCGGGAGUGGCGGGAAUCAGCAUACCAUACAGGGCAUACACGGCCGUCGAGUUAUGCCUCCUCCUGUUUCUGUCAUUCAACGUCUUCCUACGAGUGCGAUGGAUAAAAGUGAGAAACUUGAGACGACAUCCCAGGAUCAUCAUCAAAAUCGUGAUCAUAUUUGUGAUGGUCAUCGACGGCCUCGUUGUCUUCGGCCAGAAUUUCAAUCACAUACGCGUGGUCCGUGCCCUGAGACCGUUCAUAGUGCUAGACUCGUACUACUUCAAGGGCGUGCGCAGAGUGGCGCGCCAGAUUAUCCAGGCCAUCCCUGCAGUGAUGUACAUGGUCGUUCUCAUUCUCUUUGUCAUGGUGCUCUUUUCUGCUUUCGCUUCUAUGGUCGUGGCUCACGAUCACGAUGAUCCGGUAAGGCAUCACUUGCUGUUGCCUCGGUGUUGGGACAUGUCUCUGUGU
Molecule: messenger RNA, 1112 nt
Organism: Sycon ciliatum
Lineage: Eukaryota; Metazoa; Porifera; Calcarea; Leucosolenida; Sycettidae
Product: two pore channel protein 1-like
Exons: 7
Biological process (GO): transmembrane transport; monoatomic ion transport
Cellular component (GO): lysosomal membrane; endosome membrane
Molecular function (GO): voltage-gated channel activity; monoatomic ion channel activity
Source: RefSeq, a predicted model, not a curated record